Molecule: messenger RNA, 1403 nt
Organism: Lutzomyia longipalpis
Lineage: Eukaryota; Metazoa; Arthropoda; Insecta; Diptera; Psychodidae
Product: inactive pancreatic lipase-related protein 1
Exons: 4
Coding region: 198-1250 (350 amino acids)
Biological process (GO): lipid metabolic process
Molecular function (GO): lipase activity
Source: RefSeq, a predicted model, not a curated record
UCUUCUCUGUUGGGGUUUGAGCACCACCACUUCAGUGCUUCAGUGUUCCACAAACUCUUCGCAGGUGAAAAAGCAUCGAAGAUCGCGCGCGCAAGCACACACGAAAAAAAAGCUCCAACAGCAAAAUAAUGUUAAUUCCCCGUGCAAACUUACGGUGAUCGACACACAUUUCCAGCAAGUUUUCCGCGAGUGAUAAAAUGCACAAUCUCCUGAAUGGAUUACCAGUGAUAGUUGCUCUUCUUCUGCUCUGUGCUCACUUGGCAGCAGGAGAAGAAAAUAAGACACAGGAUCUCUUCAAAAGUUCAUCGUGCUUGGAAAAGCCCUAUCGGUGUCCACAUCCCAAAAUCAACUUCUACCUCUACACACGACGAACGCAAGAUGCGCCGGAGAAAUUGAAUGUUCUCGACCCUGAGGCCUUCUAUUACACCCACUUCAACCCCAAACAUCCCACGAAGAUUGUCAUUCAUGGCUUUGGGGGUGGAAGGAAUUUUUCCCCAAGUCCGGACAUCCGGAAGGCCUAUUUUACUCUCGGGGAGUACAAUAUAAUCAUUGUGGACUACAGUGCAGCUGCACGAGAGCCAUGCUUGAGUCAGAUGGAGUGGUCGCCACGCUUCGGAAGUCUCUGUAUUGCGCAACUUGUUAAGUACCUGGCGAAUCAGCCACGCGGCGUAAAGCCAGAUGAUCUGCACUUAAUUGGCUACAGUGUGGGUGCUCACUUUGCUGGGCUCGUUGCGAAUUACCUCACACCGGAAGAGGGUAAACUGGGGAGGAUCACAGGCCUCGAUCCCACAAUUUUCUUCUAUGCUGGUGCAAAUAAUAGCCGUGAUCUCGAUCAAACGGAUGCCCAUUUUGUCGAUGUUAUACACACAGGGGCGGGAAUUUUGGGGCAAUGGAGCCCAAGUGGGCAUGCGGAUUUCUACGUGAAUGGCGGUACCAGUCAGCCAGGAUGUGCAACGACUAGUAUAUUCGACACCCUGGCGUGUGAUCACACCAAAGUCACCCCAUAUUUUAUUGAAUCCAUCAACAGUCCCAAAGGAUUCUACGCUGGUCCUUGUCCAAACCUCUUAAGUUACCUGCUAGGAUGGUGCGAACCGAAGGAUUCUGAAUUUGUUCUAAUGGGUGAACAUGUCAGUCAUGAAGCCAGAGGAAUUUACUAUGUAACAACAAACGCCAAACCACCUUAUGCGCGGGGUUUUCCAGGAAAAGGCCGCAGAACAUCACGCAAUGGUGUCUACGCUGGGCUGAAGUAGAAGAAUUUACAAUUUUUUUUCUUUCAAAGUGAGCAUAUAGAAAUGGUUGUGAUUAAUAUAAGAAUUAAAAAAAAAGAAAACAUUGAAAGAACAUUGUACAGAUAGUUUUAGAUUUUAAGGCACAGUGGGGAGAAUAAAAACCUUAUAACAGUA